UGGUAGCCAUAGGUGGUAGCCUACACAUCAGAGAGUUUCAUGGAUACUGCGUCUGCGCGUCUAUCUGGGAAUGAGAAGAAGAACUCCGAGGAAACAGCCGAUAUCACACGGAUUACAAAGAUACAUUUCGCUACAAAGUUAUUGUUGUCGGAGUGGGACCCUGAAAACGAAAUUGCUCUGGAAGUCGCAAGUGCAAUAUUAUGGAUACAAAGAAAACUGUUAUUGUGACAGGAUUCGAACCUUUUGGAGAACAUAAAGUGAAUGCAAGCUGGAUUGCAGUGCAGGAGUUGGAGAAGCUGAGUUUGGGUGAGGACAUUCACCUGCUGGUGAAGGAGAUCCCUGUGGAGUACAAGGCUGUCAGCGAACUGCUUCCGUCACUGUGGAAACAGUAUCAACCUGAGUUGGUUGUUCAUGUUGGUGUUUCGGGAAUGGCCACCUCUGUCACCCUCGAACAAUGUGGGCACAAUCAUGGAUACAACCGCCUGGACAACUGUGACUUCUGUCCGAAUUCACAAUGCUGCAUUGACCAGGGACCUGAUUGUAUUAUGUCAGUCAUAGACAUGGAGGCUGUGUGCAAGAAAGUGAACUCCUCAAGCAUGGGUGUUGCCUUUUCUGUGUCAAAGGAUGCUGGCAGAUACUUAUGUGACUACACCUACUAUACCUCACUCUACCUGGGCAAUCGCAGGUGUGCUUUUGUGCACGUGCCCCCCCUUGGGAAACGCCAUAGUGCGGAGGACCUGGGCCGAGCUCUUCAGGCUGUUAUCCUGGAGAUGGUCCAGAGAUUGGAGGACCAUAUGGAUCACAAUCAGGACCAAGACCGUUGCCAGCUUGGACACUGACCCAAAGUCCACAGCUUCACAGAGUUUAAUAACGCAGUGAUAACUCAGUUUUAAGUAAGACGUUCUCUGUAAACACAAAGAAGUGUUUCUCUUCUACUUCCGAUAUUCCACAAUUUCCAUUGGCCAAGGUUAGUGGUGUUGGCCUUGGACCAGUCGUGCCUGUCUUGAGUUUAGGUGGCUCAAGACAAGCCAGUUAUGACAUUCAAGCUGUUGACACAGGUUCCUUUGACUUUUUAUGCUAUUGAUGUCAUCUAGAGGUGUCACAGUCUCUUUCUACCGACAGAGAGAAGCACUUUAUAUAAAGGUCUGAACAAUAUGGUUGCUAUGCUACAGAUGUACAUUCUUAUCUAACAUAAUCUAGACUAUUGCAUUUAUUUUACACAGUGUUAAUGUAUGUCAACAUUUUCCCAUUUAAUCAUUUAGUGUCUGCACUGCAUGUGACUGCAAGUGUUUGUUAUAAUAAUAAGAAUUAUUAUAAUAAUAAUAAUAUAAUAAUAAGGAUAAUAAUGACAAGACAUCACAGAAGCUAUUAUAAUAAUAAUUAUAAUGCAUACAGACUACAGUAAAAAGUGGCCAUGAAGGUUGAUGGUUCCAUUGUUAGCCUACAUCAUUUCUGCCCUUGGCUGAAACAUUCCUAAGUUAGCUAAGCAUGGUAUAUCUAAGGCAUAGCACCAUUUGUUCAUAACCUUUAGAUAUACUUAGAAAAUAUUGGGGUGGUAGCGAUAUUUUGAUUGAGGACAGGCUGGACAUUGUAAGUAAGGACAGAUGUUGUCUCUUCCAUAGCUGUGGUUGUCAUGGAAGCACUUCUGUUUAGUGAUAGUCCUGUGAGCCACACAACAGCUCAUGCACGGCAAUGACCGUGAGAUUUUAUUCAUAUUCCACCUCCGUUCUGUGAAAACACAAUGAAGCAGUCAAGCAGCAAACUUGCAUAGCUUGAUGGUGUAUUUGGCACGUCCAAAAUGCUUCAUUACUUCAAAUGUGAUUUUCUUUUAUGUAUGUAGUUAUAAUAAGUAAAAUCAAUUUUGACUGUAAUUUUAGUCACAUGUAUGCCUCCACACUGUCUCAAAAUAAUAUUUUUGAUUAUAAAUAAACUUUCUCAAAUAAC
This is a messenger RNA of Alosa alosa (allis shad), 1944 nucleotides long. It is a transcript of the gene pgpep1, whose product is annotated as pyroglutamyl-peptidase I. The record is from RefSeq and is a predicted model, not a curated record. The transcript is spliced from 6 exons. NCBI's taxonomy places the organism in Eukaryota, Metazoa, Chordata, Actinopteri, Clupeiformes, Clupeidae. Bases 201 to 839 code for a protein of 212 amino acids. Gene Ontology annotation, molecular function: pyroglutamyl-peptidase activity. Gene Ontology annotation, cellular component: cytosol. Gene Ontology annotation, biological process: proteolysis.